AUGGCCGUCAACGACACCGAUCAAUCCAAUAGGCCUCACAGGGACCGUCAAUCCGGUGCCAAAUCCGCCAAGAAGAAGAGUAAGAAGAAGCAGAAACAGGAUGCGGGAGGAGAGGAUCAUAAAAACCAAAACCCUAAGGCAUUUGCCUUCUCUUCCUCCAAUAAAGCCAAGCGGUUGCAAUCACGCGCCGUCGAGAAAGAGCAGCGCCGCCUUCACGCUCCCAUCAUUGACCGCUCCUACGGCGAGCCUGCUCCAUACGUUGUCGUCGUGCAGGGUCCUCCUCAGGUUGGCAAGUCACUGUUGAUUAAAUCUUUGGUUAAGCAUUACACGAAGCAUAAUUUGCCUGAUGUUCGAGGUCCAAUUACUAUUGUGUCAGGGAAGCAAAGGAGGGUGCAGUUUGUGGAAUGUCCUAAUGAUAUCAAUGGCAUGAUAGAUGCAGCGAAGUUUGCCGAUCUAGCGCUUCUUCUCAUAGAUGGAAGUUAUGGUUUUGAAAUGGAAACAUUUGAGUUCCUAAAUAUAUUGCAAGUUCAUGGGUUCCCGAAGGUAAUGGGGGUUCUCACCCAUCUCGACAAAUUCAAGGAUGUGAAAAAGUUGAGGAAAACAAAACAACGACUCAAACAUCGGUUUUGGACUGAGAUAUAUGAUGGUGCUAAACUAUUUUACUUAUCCGGCCUUAUUCAUGGAAAGUAUGUUAAGCGCGAAGUUCACAAUCUUGCUCGAUUUAUUUCAGUCAUGAAGUUUCAUCCUUUAUCUUGGCGAACUACCCACCCUUAUGUCUUGGCUGAUCGUUUUGAAGAUAUCACUCCUCCUGAAAAAGUGCAUGCAAAUAAUAAAUGUGACAGAAAAGUCACCCUUUAUGGUUAUCUUAGAGGAUGUAAUUUGAAAAAGGGCAAUAAGGUACACAUAGCAGGAGUGGGUGAUUAUAGUUUAACUGGUAUUACUGUUUUACCAGAUCCUUGUCCUCUUCCAUCUGCUGCAAAAAAGAAAGGACUGCGGGAUAAGGAAAAAUUAUUCUAUGCUCCCAUGUCAGGACUUGGGGAUCUUUUGUACGACAAAGAUGCUGUAUACAUAAAUAUUAAUGACCACCUUGUUCAAUUCUCAAAUGUUGAUAAUGAAAACUCUGCUAUGACAAGCAAAGGAAAGGACAGAGAUGUAGGAGAGGUUUUGGUGAAAUCACUACAGAAUACCAAAUACUCGAUUAAUGAAAAGCUUGAGAACAGCUUUAUCAGUCUCUUCAGUGAAAAGCCUAAAGUGUCAUCAGAAGCUCUAGCUGAUGCACAUGGCACAAACAAUGAUGUAGAACAGAAUGAUGCUGUUAUAAUUGGUGAAGAUAAUAACACAAAGGAUUUGGAUGGUUCAGAAUCAUCUGAUCAGGAUGAAGAGGGCACCAUGAAAGACAGUGAAGCGUCUGGUUCUGACGAGGAAGAUUCCCCAAAUAGUAAUGCUUUGAGUGGAGACCACAUACAAGAACAUAUUGAGUUUCAUGAUGGAAGACGAAGGCGAAGAGCAAUAUUUGGAAAUGAUAAUGAUCAAAGUGAUCUGAUGGAUUCAGAAGGAGACGAGGAUGGUGCUGCCAGUGAUGAUCUUGCAUCUUCUGAUUCAGAAUCUUCGGAAGAUGAGGAAGACCAUAAUGAUAAUGAUGACACAAAUGAAGAUGGCAUGGGUAAUGUUUCCAAGUGGAAAGAGUCUUUAGCAGAAAGAACUCUCUCACGGAAAACUCCUAGCUUGAUGCAAAUUGUGUAUGGGGAAUCUACUAUUGAUUCAAUCACUACAGACACAGAGAAUGGUAAUAGUGGAGAUGAGGAAAGUGAUGAUGACUUUUUUAAGCCCAUAGAAGAAGUGAAAAAGCAAAACAUUAGAGAUGGAUUGAAUGAUGACGGAGUAGUCAACACUGAGGAUUGUUCCAAGUGUACCCAAUUUGUGCAUCAGAGAUGGGAUGAGGAGAUGAUUCGAAACCGCUUUGUGUCUGGCAAUUUGGCAAAAGCUGCACUCAGAAAUGCAUUGCAAACAGCUAAUACUGAAGAGGAAAAUGAUGAUGUCUAUGGUGACUUUGAAGAUUUGGAAACAGGAGAAAAACAUGAGAACUAUCAGACAGAUGAUGCUCUUGCAGCAACAAAACUUAAGGAAGAUGUUUCUGAAGCUGAGGAGCGGAGACUUAAGAAAAUUGCUCUCCAUGCAAAAUUUACAGUAACUACUAUAUAUUGUUACCUUAAUUUUUUAUUUACAUUUGACGGUGACUCUGGGUCAGCAGAGGAAGACUCUGGUAAGGAAAAUGGACACAAGGUCCAUCGUGGUCAACCUAAUGAAAGUACCUAUUUUGACAAGUUGAAGGAGGAGAUUGAACUCCAGAAACAAAGGAAUAUAGCUGAACUCAAUGAUCUUGAUGAAGAUACCCGAUUGGAGAUAGAAGGCUUCCGAACAGGAACAUACCUAAGAUUGGAGGUUAAUGAUGUUCCUUGUGAGAUGGUUGAAUACUUUGAUCCCUACCAUCCAAUAUUGAUCGGAGGGGUUGGUAUAGGGGAGGAUAAUGUUGGAUAUAUGCAGACGAGGUUAAAGCGGCAUAGGUGGCACAAGAAAGUUUUGAAGACUAGAGAUCCAAUUAUUGUAUCUGUUGGAUGGAGGCGUUACCAGACAACUCCAGUUUACGCCAUUGAGGAUAGUAAUGGAAGGCAUCGUAUGCUAAAGUACACUCCAGAACACAUGCAUUGCCUUGCUAUGUUUUGGGGACCUCUUGCUCCUCCCAACACUGGGGUUGUAGCCGUUCAGAAUUUAUCAAACAAUCAGGCAACAUUUAGGAUUACUGCCACUGCAGUUGUUCUUGAGUUUAAUCAUGCAGCAAGGAUAGUGAAGAAAAUCAAAUUGGUUGGUUAUCCAUGCAAAAUAUUCAAGAAGACAGCACUUAUCAAGGAUAUGUUUACUUCAGAUCUUGAAGUAGCUAGAUUUGAAGGUGCAGCUAUUCGAACAGUCAGUGGGAUUAGGGGGCAGGUCAAGAAGGUUGCAAAAGUAGAGAUAGGUAAUCAAGCACAAAGGAAGGGUGGGCAAAUUAAAGAAGGAAUUGCUAGGUGCACUUUUGAAGAUAAAAUCCUGAUGAGUGACAUUGUUUUCCUGCGGGCAUGGACUCAAGUUGAAGUUCCUCAGUUUUAUAAUCCAUUGACAACUGCAUUGCAGCCUCGUGAAAGGACCUGGAAAGGAAUGAGAACCGUUGCAGAAUUGAGAAGAGAAAACAAUCUUCCUGUUCCUGUAAAUAAAGAUUCACUUUACAAGAAAAUUGAAAGAAAACCUAGAAAGUUCAAUCCAUUGGUGAUUCCCAAGUCUCUUCAAGCAAGUCUUCCUUUUGCAUCAAAACCCAAGGACAUACCCAAGCGGAAGAAGCCCUUACUCGAAGAAAGAAGGGGAAGAGGUGUUGUCAUGGAACCUCGAGAGCGCAAAGUUCAUGCUCUUGUUCAACACCUCCAGUUAAUAAAUAGUGAGAAGAUGAAAAAACGAAAGCUUAAGGAAGAUAAGAAAAGGAAAGAACUUGAAGCAGAGAGAGCAAAAGAUGAGCAAUUGUCGAGAAAGCGCCGGAGAGAGGAAAGGCGUGUGAAAUACCGGGCACAAGACAAGCAGAAUAAGAAAAUUCGUAGAACAGAGGUUUGA
This is a messenger RNA of Sphenostylis stenocarpa, 3636 nucleotides long. The record is from the annotation of a GenBank genome assembly. NCBI's taxonomy places the organism in Eukaryota, Viridiplantae, Streptophyta, Magnoliopsida, Fabales, Fabaceae.